CAGAUUGGCUUUUUAAUUGUUAUAAUGAUGAAGCACAGUCUGUUCAUUUGGGGAUUGUUGCAUUUCGUGGUCCAGUUCCCCAAGGCAUUAGCCAGCUGUAUGACUGGCAAACCUGAACAGUGCAUGGCGGCUACAUUUGUUCCUGGCUACAACCUGGUUGGGGAAGGAUUUGACAUUGUAAAAUUAACCCGGAAAGGAGCCUAUGUGGUGGACACUCAGACUUGGAGGAGAGAAAAUGAUACAUGUACAUUGUGUACCAACUCACUUCUGCAAGGCAAAGUUCACAAGCUCCCCCUGUCUGUUGUGGAUUGGCGGGUUCAAGCAGAAUGUAAGCAGAGGGUCUCUAGUUCCCUUUAUGAGUCCAACUCCUCCUUAGUGGAGUCUAUUAUAUCUUUAAUUACUAAUAACUGGAAGACUGGCUUAGAAAUGACUGAAUCUGAAAUCGCUAAAAAAAUGGUUAUGGCAGGCUCCCAUUCCAGACUGGCAGAAUUUUCCAUGAAGAAGCUAAAACAAGACAAAUACAGCUUUGCCAGUCUUGAAUUUUCCUGCAAAUACUACAGGUUCAGACUGCAAAGCAACCCCCCACCUUCAAGGACCUUUGCUCAUUUUGUUAGAGGUCUACCAAAACAGUAUAAUCAUGAAAGCAAAGUAAGAUACUGGCAGGCUAUUGAUAUUUAUGGCACUCACUACAUUCGUGAUGUGAGUCUUGGAGGCAAGGUUCGAGAUGUGAGAGCAAUCAGGUCCUGUGAAGCUUCUAUGGACGGUGCUACUGUUAAUGAUUUGAAAUAUUGUUUAGAGAUAGAAGCCAGACUCUCUAUUGGUGAGACAACAAAGUCAGAUGCCAAUUAUCAAGCCUGCCAAGAACUGAUGAAGAAAACACGAAACUUCAAGGGAAGCUUCCACAAGACCUUCAAUGACAGAGAAUCAGAGAUUGUUGGUGGUGAUGUCACUGCCAGUCUAGACAUUCUUUUCUCAGACAGGCAAGAUGCCAGCAUUUUUAACAAGUGGACUGACAGCCUCAAGACAAAUCCGGACAUUGUCACCUGUGCUGUGGAACCCAUUCACUGGCUUGCAGAAAAUCCACAAAGGGAAAACCUAAAGCGGGCAGUGAAAGAGUACAUUCUGGAAAAGGCUUUCCAGAAGAAUUGCAUCGAUAACUGCCCAGCUGGCUCUAAGCCAAGUACAACAGACUCUUGCAUCUGCACAUGCUAUGAAGGUAAUGGUGUUAACAGCAUGUGUUGCUCCUCACAAAGGGGUACUGCUAAACUAACAGUAGUAAUUAGGAGAGCUAGUGGUCUCUGGGGUGACCAUUUCUCACAAGCGGAUGCUUAUGUGAAGGUCAUAUAUGAGACACAUUUUGUCCAAACUUCUGUCAUACUCAAUAACGACAAUCCCUUGUGGGAAGAUACUUUUGACAUAGGUUUUGUCACUGUGACAGAGCACAGCCUUAUGCACAUUGAGGUCUGGGACAGUGACCUUAAAUAUGACGAUCUGUUGGGUUCCUGUGAAGAGAGGCUCCUAUCAGGGCAUCAUAAAAAAAUUUGUUACUUUACUUAUGGGAGGCUGAUUUUUGAGUACAGUCUAGUCUGUGGCCCACACUUAGGAGGCCACAUCUGUCAUAAUUAUGUUGCAUCACCUAAUUAGGUUGUCAUUUUUUGACUGUAUUAACAACUCCUCCUUCUGACACUCUGCUUAUAAAUAUAAUAGUUUUGUGAUCUCUUUGCUUACAUGUUUACAAUAGUUAUGUAGUUAAUAUUUUCCCCCAAAUAAAAAGGAAUGUUUUCUCAGUACCCUUGCAAAAUUUCCCUAGUCUAAGUUCUGCCCCUAAUUGCCUCUGAUAACAGCCAGGAAAUGUAGUGGGCUUAGAGGGCUUACACUGUUAACAAAAUUUAAACUAAAAUAAAUAGCUUAAAACUCUGUAAAGCAGGUACAUACAAACCUAGAACAUAACAGAGAAAAUGACAUGGUUUCCACUUUGGAUUUGAAACAAAAGGGAGAAUCUGAUAAUUAUAACCUAAGAGUAAAUAAAAUUAUGAAGUGAACAAUACUUAAAUUUGACUAGCUAGCUGUGUGCCCAAAGAAUCAGACAGCUUAAUAUGAAUAUAACUGUAAUCUAAAAGAAUAUUGGUAAACAGUCAACAAAACCAAAACUUAUCUAUUCAGAGAUGCAGAAAUAUAGACUAUCAUUUACAGUUACAAGGCAUCCUGUCUUGUCAGGAAGUUAAAAUCACUUGAUAGAAAGUUUCUUGCCUCAAUGUGCACUUUCUUAAGUUACAUUGCAUAUUUAUUCCAUUACACUUUCAUAUC
Molecule: messenger RNA, 2307 nt
Organism: Protopterus annectens (West African lungfish)
Lineage: Eukaryota; Metazoa; Chordata; Ceratodontiformes; Protopteridae
Product: perforin-1-like
Exons: 2
Coding region: 25-1644 (539 amino acids)
Source: RefSeq, a predicted model, not a curated record